This is a messenger RNA of Gavia stellata (red-throated loon), 964 nucleotides long. It is a transcript of the gene SERTAD2, whose product is annotated as SERTA domain containing 2. NCBI's taxonomy places the organism in Eukaryota, Metazoa, Chordata, Aves, Gaviiformes, Gaviidae. Gene Ontology annotation, molecular function: transcription regulator activity. Gene Ontology annotation, cellular component: nucleus. The transcript has a single exon. The coding region runs from base 1 to 945 and encodes 314 amino acids. The record is from RefSeq and is a predicted model, not a curated record.
AUGUUGGGGAAAGGAGGAAAGCGGAAGUUUGACGAGCAUGAAGAUGGGUUGGAAGGCAAAGUGGUGUCUCCUACUGAUGGUCCCUCUAAGGUGUCUUACACCUUACAGCGUCAGACUAUCUUCAACAUUUCCCUUAUGAAACUUUAUAACCACAGGCCAUUAACCGAGCCAAGCUUGCAAAAGACAGUUUUAAUUAACAACAUGUUGAGGCGAAUCCAGGAAGAACUCAAACAAGAAGGCAGCUUGAGGCCUGUGUUCAUGACCGCUUCGCAGCCCGCCGACCCUCUCAGCGACAACUUCCGCGAGGCCCAGCCGGCGUUCAGCCAUCUCGCCUCCCAGCCCCUUCUCCCCACUGACUUCGUUAGCACUACGCCCCUGGAGUCUUGCCUCACCCCAGCCUCUUUGCUCGAGGACGACACUUUUUGCACUUCCCCGACUGCCCAGCACGAUGGUCCGACAAAACCACCACCUCCUGCUCUCCAACCAGUAAAGGACAGCUUCUCUUCAGCCUUGGACGAAAUCGAGGAGCUUUGUCCAGCACCUACCUCCGCAGAGGCAGUAGCAGCCGAAACAGCAGCCGACGACUCUAAAGACCACCCCAGCGAGUCCAACGUUCAAAAGCCCGAGGGCCUCCCGGAGAGCAGAACGGCCGAAUCGAAACUCAUGGACUCGCUACCUGGCAACUUUGAGAUAACAACUUCCACGGGUUUCCUCACAGACUUGACCCUAGAUGAUAUUCUGUUCGCUGACAUUGAUACGUCCAUGUAUGAUUUUGACCCCUGCACGUCUGCCACAGGGGCUGCCUCAAAAAUGGCUCCUGUCUCAGCAGAUGAGCUCCUAAAAACUCUCGCUCCGUACAGCAGUCAACCAGUAACUCCAAAUCAGCCUUUCAAAAUGGACCUCACAGAACUGGAUCACAUCAUGGAGGUGCUUGUUGGGUCUUAAAAUAUAGAAAUAUAGCAAC